AGAUCGUGUGCGUUUAUUCGGAAUACACGUACACGCGUACGCGUAAAUCUGUUGGUUGUAAUUAAUAUUAACGCAAUUAGGAUAGCGAGGGAGAUAGAGAUAGAUAUCGACGUAUUGGAAUUUUUUUGAACUUGAAUUCGAACUGUCCCUCAGGUGGGAUGGAUUCGGGUGGAGGAUAAGACGAUACUGUCGUUGGGCCAACGAACGGUGACCCACUCGCCCCGAUUCCUGGUCACGUUGGAGAACGCAAAGUCGAAGAAUCAAAGCGAGUGGAGGGACGAGGAGGAGGCCACCUCGCGGCUUCACAUUCGCCAACUUCGGGAAGCUGACCGGGGAUGCUACAUGUGCCAGCUGAACACGAAGCCCAUGUUGAGCCAGCUGGGAUGCGUGGAUGUCCUAGUUCCGCCGGAUAUACUUAGCUCUGGCACAUCGGAAGGCGAGGUAUCCGUUCUGGAGGGUGAGAACGCCACUCUCUCGUGUAAAGCUACCGGGAGGCCGGCACCUCGUGUGCUCUGGAGACGCGAGAAAAGUGGUUUCAUACUUAUGAGGGGUCUUCACGAUCCGCUGAUACCAGGUAAGAUAUUACAUUUUUAUCUCGAGUCGAGCACUCUCGCGAGCGCCGUCCCCGGUGACAAAUAACGUUCGAUUCUCUUCUUUUUAUUAAUUCUUAAGACCGCUCGAAACGUCCGCCGCCGCCUCUUCCUCCUCCUCCUCCUCCUUCUCGAUAUCACCCAUCGAAUAUCGCCCAUCCUCGAGUUUCCUUCUUCGAUUCCUCCUUUCCGAAAAAUUAUCCCUCUUUCUCUCCCUCCUUUCCCUCCGAUAUUCGAUUCGAUCGCGCCCGAUUCGAUUAAAAGAAGAAUGAAGAUUUUCGUCGAGCCGUACACGAACGUUACGCUCUUUCCACGACUGAUCAUCAGAGAUAUCGGGGCGAGGAGAGAAGGGGGAAGGGAGAGGGAGACCGCGUCACGACUCUCGGCACGCCAUCUAGGUUCUACGUUUAAACGGAACGUGAAGACAUCGUAAAUCCGGCCGACCUACGUGAUGCCGAUCGAAAGCAAUUACGUUGGAACGCGAGUUCUCAUCGAAUGGAGAUUAGUCCGUUCGAAACGACUUUCGAUAUAUUUCCACGUGCACGUGCGCCCACCGCCACGAUCCUGCACCGUAGUAUCGUAUAAUUCGACGAUUUUCUUUGUUCCUACUCGAGACGGAUGAAAAUAAUUCGGGAGGGGGGAAAAAUGGCGUCCAACGGUUUUUUCGCUCGGGCGCGUGGCAAAUUCGUCGUCGACCGUUUACCCCGCGAGAUAUUAAUGGUUACGAAUUCUCGAACAAUUGUUGAUAAAUCGAUACGCAAUAUUUUGAGUACGUUGAGUGGACGUUGCGACAAAAAUACGCGUAUUCGUAUUUUGAAUCGAGAAAGAGAGAGAGAGA
Apis florea (little honeybee) is the source of this 1428-nucleotide messenger RNA. Its product is annotated as lachesin. Gene Ontology annotation, cellular component: neuron projection. NCBI's taxonomy places the organism in Eukaryota, Metazoa, Arthropoda, Insecta, Hymenoptera, Apidae. The record is from RefSeq and is a predicted model, not a curated record.